AUGGGAGGUAAGACUUUGAUAAUUUUAGCUCUAGGAAUUAUUGCAGUACAAUCUAUGAAUAUGAUUGAUACAGCUGCUUUAGGAUCUUAUACUCAGUGGCGUUGUAUUGCCCAAUCUGGAGUCCCAGCUGCCAUUGUCAGAGGAUACACGAGUUCUGGGAAUGUAGACCCUAAUGUUUACCAAAAUAUUCAAAAUGCGUUUAGUGCUUCAAUAGAUGUCGGGGUUUAUAUGUUCCCAUGCUUUCCCUGUGGAAAUCCAGCCCAGCAAGCUCAAGAUCUAGUUACCGCUCUUCAAGGCCAAACUUAUAAUUCUGUAUGAAUUGAUGUGGAAACUUACCUGUGGUCUAGCAAUGUACAAACAAAUCAAGCUUUUAUUACAACAUUGGCAAAUACAUUGAAAAGUCUAGGACAAACAGUUGGAAUUUACACGAGCAGAACUGAAUGGUCUACCAUUGUAGGGCUUAAUUGGAGUGGAGUAUCAUGGGCUGGCCUUUGGUAUUAUAAUUAUGAUAAUCAGCAAAACUUUAAUGAUUUUCAACCAUUUGGAGGAUGGACUUCGGCUAGUAUAAAACAGUAUCAUGGACUAACAAAGUCUAAUUGUGGGAUUUAUGCCAACUCUGAUUAUUGGCCUUAA
Messenger RNA from Blepharisma stoltei, 633 nucleotides. The record is from the annotation of a GenBank genome assembly. Lineage: Eukaryota; Ciliophora; Heterotrichea; Heterotrichida; Blepharismidae.